Exophiala aquamarina CBS 119918 is the source of this 948-nucleotide messenger RNA. RefSeq lists its product as uncharacterized. The transcript has a single exon. Lineage: Eukaryota; Fungi; Ascomycota; Eurotiomycetes; Chaetothyriales; Herpotrichiellaceae. The coding region runs from base 1 to 948 and encodes 315 amino acids. The record is from RefSeq and is a predicted model, not a curated record.
AUGUCACCCCAAACCUACGAAAGCCAACGCGCCUGGAAAGACGUCCAACAAUUCCUCCCGCAACAUCUCCACUUCACUGAUGAGCACCAGCCAGUUGAAGAGUGGUGGGAGAAUCGAGGGCAUAAAAUCCAUCUCGAUCGAUGGAGGAACCCAGCGGCUAAAAUUCGACUGAUCAUGCACCAUGGAGUCGGCACAAAUGGCAGACAAAUGUCCAUGAUUCUUGGCGUCCCUUUGCACAUGGCCGGCUUCGAGCUCGUCGCCGUCGACAUGCCCGGCUACGGGUGCACACAGAUCGCGAAGGGCGUCACAUACUCAUACGACGACUGGGUGAACAUUGCUAGCGACUUCAUCGACUUCGAACUUGAGCAUGACUCGCGGCCUGUCGUGCUCUAUGGCCUUUCCGCCGGCGGCAUGCUGACCUACCACACCGCGGGGCUCAAUAAGAAAGUCAGCGGCAUUGUCGGCAUGACCUUCCUCGACCAACGAAUCCAGCAAGUCGCCGACGAAACGGCGCGCAACUUCUUCAUGAGCCGCAUCGGCCUCCCGAUGACACGUCUGUGCAACAAUCCGCUCACCAGGAACCUUUCUGUCCCUAUGUGGCUGGCGAGUAAGAUGUCGGCGCUGGUCAAUGACCCGAAAGCUCUGGAGAUCAUGUUGGCGGAUCCGACGUCCGCUGGCUCGUGGAAGUCGAUGCGGUUUUUGGCGACAUACUCCUCGUACAAGCCGGCGAUUGAGCCGGAGGAUUUCGAUGUCUGUCCAGUUCUGUUGACGCAACCGGCGAAAGAUGCUUGGACACCGCUGCAUUUGAGCAAGAUGUUCCUGCCGAAGAUCAAGAAGGUGCCGGUCAAAACUGUGAUGCUGGAGAAUGCUGGUCAUUAUCCUUUGGAACAGCCCGGUUUACAGCAGAUGGUUGAUGCAAUCACUCAGUUUUUGAGGGAGUUGUCGUGA